AUGUCUAAUAUAAGAUGGAUACAUAGAAAAGAUAAGGAUAAUGAAAAAAGAGUAAUUUCUUUAAAUGAAAUAAAAGAAAGAUAUUUAGUUGAUAAUUCAAAAGAUCACAAUUUAAAGAAGAAUAAAAAUACUUGUGAGAAGAAAAAAUGUAACAUCAAAUUUUAUGAAAAAAAAAAAAAUGGGAAGCCACAACAACAGGUAAUUUUCCAAAAUGGCUAUCCAAAAAAAAAUGUAAACAUAAUUCUAAAUAAUAAAAAUCAUGAAUUAGAUUAUAAAACUAAAAUUCAAGAAAAAAAUGAGAGAAAUUGUAAUUCCGAAAUGUUCAAGAAAAUAAAUGGAAGAAAUAAUAUACAAGAAAAUUAUAGAAAUUAUCUUUGUCAUAACAAUAAUAAAAGGGAUUACAUUUCAAAUAAAGAACUAGAUACGGACAAGGUAAAUAUAAAUUUAGAUAUUACAGUUCAAUGGGAUAAAAAAUGUAAUAAUAAUAUAUCCUGCAUAAAAAAAAAAGAUCUUAUAACAAAUGAUUUUCAUUUAGAUGAUUCUUUAAUUAUGUAUGAACAAAAUGAAGGUAAUAAAUAUAUUAAAAGUAAUUAUUAUGAUGAACCCGUUAAUUCAAGUAUAUUCAAUUAUGAUAAUAAGGGAGACUUGGAUUACAAUAAUACAUAUAAAUAUUAUUAUGAUGAUAAAAAAAUGGAAUAUAAUAUGGAAGAGGAAGAUAAAAUAAGAAAUCCAUAUAUAUAUAAUAAUAAUAAUAAUAAUAAUAAUAAUAAUAAUAAAUAUGUAAGAAAAGAAGACCAUAAAUCUUGUAGUGAACAAUCCUUGAAGGAUAAUAAUGAAAUGAUAGAAAAUAUGAAGAAAAAUAAUUUUAAUAAUAAAAAAUAUAAAAAUGUUUUAUAUAAUAAUGCAGGAGAGGAAAACAACAUAAAUCCUUUUAUCAAAAACAACCCAUUUACUAUUAAUAGAAUAGAAGAUGUUUUAAAAAAAAAUAAUAAAAAUAACCUUAACAUUUCUUCUAAUAAAGCAUCUUAUACAAAUAAUAAGAAUAUGCACACACAAUGUUAUAAUUAUAAUAAUAUGUAUAAUGAAAUUAAAAGAGGACCUAAUAUAUUUAUAUUAAAUUAUGAAUAUAAAGAGAAAUUAAUUUCAUUCAGCUCUUUGUUAAAUAAAAUUUUACAAGAAAAAAUAUGUGAUUAUUUUGUUAUUGUAAUAAAAAUAUAUUUGUUACAAAAAAGGCACAAGCCAAUAUAUAAAAAAUACAAUAAAGUUAAGGAACAAUCAAAUGAUAUUUUUAUAAAUGAUGAUAACCAUAUGUAUAUUAAAAAAACAAACAACAAAAAUAAUGAUAGUAAAAUAAAAAGGACAUUACAAGGAAAUGUUCAUAAAAAAAGAUCAAGUAAUGAAAAUUGUACCAACAAAAUUAUAGAUAAAUUUACACAUUUUGAAAUGGAAAAAAAUACAUAUAAAAAAACUGUUUUAAAUAACACUUUAAUUGAUAGUUUUAAUGAUGUAGAUAUUAAUGAUCAAAAGAGGAAAAAAAAAUACUUGAACUUUUUUGUAAUCUUGCUCUCAUUGUUUUUAAAAAAGUAUCUUUAUAAACAAAUGUCCAAAUUCUUCUUUAUUGUUGGUUCACUUCGUCAGAAAUAUGAGGAAAAGAGACAAAUUAGAAAAUACAUCAAUAUAAAAAUUUAUGCCUUGUCCUUAUUGGAAAGGAUAUUUUAUAGAAAGGAAAAAGAAAAUUUGAAGUUAUGUUUUGUAAGAUUCAAAAAAACUAAUAGGUGUAUCAUAAUAAAAGAAAAGAAUAAUGAAGAAGAUAACUUACAAAGUACUUUCUUUACAGAAAAUAUAAAAAGUAACAUAAUCAAAUCAAGAAAGUAUUUAGAAAAUAAAUGUUUUGGUAAACCCAAAUUAUAUAAAACUGACGAUUUUAUAAUAUUCCUUAAUAGAAAAUUACUUAAAGAAAAAGAUGAGAUAUUUCAAAAAUGUUUAUUAAGAUCUAAAUCAGAUUCUUUGUUAGACUUUUUAAAAAUGUCUAAAUUAAAGAAAACAUGGAGAAGUUCUUCUAAUAACUUUUCAGAUACAAUGAAUGAUAAUAUGAGAGGUUCAACUUUACUUGAGCAUUUUUUCACGGCCACUUAUAAUAUAAACAAUAACAGUUUUCAUAAUGAAAUAAAUAAAAGCAGAAUGAAUAUAUCAUAUUAUGAAAAUAAGCAUGUCUCAUCUAAUUUUUUAACUAAUAAUAAUGAAUAUAAUAAUAAUACCAAGGAAAAUACAAAAGGGAAUAGUAAUAUAAAGAUAAAUGAUAAAAAUUUAAAAAUGAAACAAAAUAAUAUAUCAAAUGAAAAAAUAUCCAAUACCUUUCAACAAAAUGUAAAGGGAAAUCAAAAUUUAUUAAAAAACUUUUUUCUAGAUGAAUAUAAAGAAAAAAAAAAAUCUAUUGAUGAACAUAUAAAUGAUAAAAAUUGUAGAAUAUUUUUCAAAAAUAUUAAAAAGCAAUUAAAAAUAAAUUACAAAGAAAAGGUUGAUGUGCAUAAAAAAAAUUAUAAUGAAGAUUUAACUUUAAGUGAUUUGAAUAGUACUAUGGGUUUCUCAAAAAAUAUAAAUUCGUAUAUAUAUGAUGAUACUCAAAGAAACUUUCAAGAAGAUCUUGUUCCCAAUUUGAAUUUUUUAACACAAUCGGAUUUAAAUAUAAUAAAUAAUUUGACUCAAAAUUUUACCAAAUAA
Molecule: messenger RNA, 2721 nt
Organism: Plasmodium falciparum 3D7
Lineage: Eukaryota; Apicomplexa; Aconoidasida; Haemosporida; Plasmodiidae
Exons: 2
Coding region: 1-2721 (906 amino acids)
Source: RefSeq, a predicted model, not a curated record